GUCAGCAUCCUGCAAGGAGGUAGUAACAUAUCCAGUUGUGAAACUGGGAAAGGCCAGAGCUCUCAGAUCAGGGAAACAUGUCCCGUCGGAAACAGACAAAUCCGAAUAAAGUUCACUGGGAUCAAGUAUUUGCUGGGCUAGAAGAGCAAGCCCGCCAGGCGAUGAUGAAAACUGAUUUUCCUGGAGAACUUGGCAGUCAGCGACAAGCUAUCCAACAACUAAGAGAUCAGGACUCCAGUAGCAGUGACAGUGAGGGUGAUGAAGAGGAGACCACACAAGAUGAAGUCUCUUCCCACACAUCAGAGGAAGAUGGAGGGGUGGUCAAAGUGGAAAAAGAGUUAGAAAAUACGGAACAGCCUGUUGGUGGGAAUGAAGUGGCAGAGCACGAGGUCACAGGGAACUUGAAUUCUGACCCCUUACUUGGACUUUGCCAGUGUCCCCUGUGCCAGCUAGACUGUGGGAGUCGGGAGCAGCUGAUUGCUCAUGUGUACCAGCACACUGCGGCAGUGGUGAGCGCCAAGAGCUACAUGUGUCCUGUCUGUGGCCGGGCCCUAAGCUCCCCGGGGUCCUUGGGUCGUCAUCUCCUAAUCCACUCGGAGGACCAGAGGUCUAACUGUGCUGUGUGUGGAGCCCGUUUUACCAGCCAUGCCACGUUUAACAGUGAGAAACUCCCUGAAGUACUUAAUAUGGAAUCCCUACCGCCAGCCCAUAGUGAGGGUCCCUCCAGUGCUGAGGGAAAGGACAUUGCCUUUAGCCCUCCCGUGUACCCUGCUGGAAUUCUGCUUGUGUGCAACAAUUGUGCUGCCUACCGUAAGCUACUGGAAGCACAGACCCCCAGCGUUCGCAAGUGGGCCCUACGCCGACAGAAUGAGCCGUUGGAAGUACGGCUACAGCGUCUGGAACGAGAGCGCACAGCCAAGAAAAGUCGGCGGGACAAUGAGACCCCAGAGGAGCGGGAAGUAAGGCGCAUGAGGGACCGUGAAGCCAAACGCCUGCAGCGCAUGCAGGAGACAGACGAGCAGCGGGCACGCCGGCUACAGCGGGAUCGGGAGGCGAUGAGGCUGAAGCGGGCCAAUGAAACCCCAGAGAAGAGGCAGGCCCGGCUCAUCCGGGAGCGGGAAGCCAAGCGACUCAAGAGGAGGCUGGAGAAAAUGGACAUGAUGUUGCGAGCUCAGUUUGGCCAGGACCCUUCUGCCAUGGCAGCCUUAGCAGCCGAAAUGAACUUCUUCCAGCUACCUGUGAGUGGGGUGGAGUUGGACAGCCAGCUCCUGGGCAAGAUGGCCUUUGAAGAGCAGAACAGUGGCUCUCUGCACUGAACCCGCCUGCCCUCCUGCUCACCCAGGUCCACACGGAUCUGUGCUACAGCCAACUCACAAGGCCUUGUCCUUACUGCCAGAGGAAGGCCUGGGUUUGCUGCAGGUGGACCUGAGCACCUCUUGCAUGUGGGAGCAGGAUGAUGGGGUCAGCAGGGAGCCAGAUUAAGGCAGCUCUGGACGAGGGAGUAGGCACUCCAGGGAACUGGACUCCCAGCCCAAAGCUGCAGGGCAUGCUUAUAGGACUAUGGGGCCCAGUGCGGCCCACGGAGUUGUGAGGGCAAAUAAAUUAAUUUUAUCUUUA
Molecule: messenger RNA, 1617 nt
Organism: Mustela lutreola (European mink)
Lineage: Eukaryota; Metazoa; Chordata; Mammalia; Carnivora; Mustelidae
Gene: ZNF821
Product: zinc finger protein 821
Exons: 6
Coding region: 78-1316 (412 amino acids)
Biological process (GO): regulation of transcription by RNA polymerase II
Cellular component (GO): nucleus
Molecular function (GO): DNA-binding transcription activator activity, RNA polymerase II-specific; RNA polymerase II cis-regulatory region sequence-specific DNA binding
Source: RefSeq, a predicted model, not a curated record